UAAUAUCAACGUGUGUUUGGGCCAUGACAAUCUGAACACAGCGGUCACCAGGCGUCCACGUCAAUUAACCUCAGGUGUUCAGCGGGUUGCCUCACGGUGCCAAGUUCCGACAAUAUUUAGGGCAUUUCCUUCUUGACGAAAAAAUCACGAACUUUAAGAUGUUUCACGGGCUUCUCAUUUACGCAUGCGCGCUUUGGAUGACUACUGGUAAAGUGUACGCGGGCGGCAACUGGGUAACCCUCUGUGAUGACAAGCCGAUUGAUGACAGAAGAGGCAGUCUCACUUACGACUUUGCAGAUAAUGACCACGGUAUCAUCAAUAUUGACCAAGGAGACUGCAAGUCCUCUUGCAAAUACCGCUGUACUGACGUGUGGGAGGGAUGUAAGGCGUACGAUUACAAGCCCAGAGAGGCUAUGUGUUAUUGCUUCGGGUACACGCACCACGUGGAGUUACACAGUGAUCCUGGCUUCUAUCACGUGCGCUGCUGGCCUAGGAAACGUACAGGGAUUCCGGGGAAUAGCCAAUGAAAUAACAGUAAAGCUUAGCCCACGUGGAACUCUACCUUAUGUCACGUGCGCUGCUGGCCUAGGAAACGUACAGGGAUUCCGGGGAAUAGCCAAUGAAAUAACAGUAAAGCUUAGCCCACGUGGAACUCUACCUUAUGUCACGUGCGCUGCUGGCCUAGGAAACGUACAGGGAUUCCGGGGAAUAGCCAAUGAAAUAACAGUAAAGCUUAGCCCACGUGGAACUCUACCUUAUGUCACGUGCGCUGCUGGCCUAGGAAACGUACAGGGAUUCCGGGGAAUAGCCAAUGAAAUAACAGUAAAGCUUAGCCCACGUGGAACUCUACCUUAUGUCACGUGCGCUGCUGGCCUAGGAAACGUACAGGGAUUCCGGGGAAUAGCCAAUGAAAUAACAGUAAAGCUUAGCCCACGUGGAACUCUACCUUAUGUCACGUGCGCUGCUGGCCUAGGAAACGUACAGGGAUUCCGGGGAAUAGCCAAUGAAAUAACAGUAAAGCUUAGCCCACGUGGAACUCUACCUUAUGUCACGUGCGCUGCUGGCCUAGGAAACGUACAGGGAUUCCGGGGAAUAGCCAAUGAAAUAACAGUAAAGCUUAGCCCACGUGGAACUCUACCUUAUGUCACGUGCGCUGCUGGCCUAGGAAACGUACAGGGAUUCCGGGGAAUAGCCAAUGAAAUAUCAGUAAAUUUUAGCCCACGUGGAACUCUACCUUAUGUCACGUGCGCUGUUGGCCUAGGAAACGUACAGGGAUUCAAGGGAAUAGCCAAUGAAAUAUCAGUAAAUUUUAGCCCACGUGCAACUCUACCUUAAUGUCACGUGCGCUGUUGGCCUAGUAAACGUGCAGGGAUUCAAGGGUAUAGCCAAAGAAAUAUAAUAAAUGUUUAAUUCACGUGGAGAUCCAGCUUCUAUCACGUUCGCUGUUGGCCUAAGAAACAUUCAGGGAUUCCAGGGCAUAGCCAAUAAAAUAUUCGAAAAGAAAA
Molecule: messenger RNA, 1505 nt
Organism: Nematostella vectensis (starlet sea anemone)
Lineage: Eukaryota; Metazoa; Cnidaria; Anthozoa; Actiniaria; Edwardsiidae
Exons: 2
Coding region: 247-1335 (362 amino acids)
Source: RefSeq, a predicted model, not a curated record